Messenger RNA from Cavia porcellus (domestic guinea pig), 1054 nucleotides. It is a transcript of the gene Exosc5, whose product is annotated as exosome component 5. Gene Ontology annotation, biological process: poly(A)-dependent snoRNA 3'-end processing; U4 snRNA 3'-end processing; nuclear mRNA surveillance. Gene Ontology annotation, cellular component: nuclear exosome (RNase complex); cytoplasmic exosome (RNase complex); nucleolus. The record is from RefSeq and is a predicted model, not a curated record. Lineage: Eukaryota; Metazoa; Chordata; Mammalia; Rodentia; Caviidae. Bases 91 to 813 code for a protein of 240 amino acids. The transcript is spliced from 6 exons.
GUAUGGGUGCAUGCGCGCUGGUUACGUAGUGCACGCACGCACGCGACUAGACGGAAGCUUCAGUGUGGGUUGCCUGUGGCGUGAGGGCGGAUGGAGAUGGUGAUGGAGAGCGCGAAGCUCUCUGACGACAAGGUCUGCACUGAGACUGGCAUUGUAGAGUCUAGCUCUCGCGGUUCUGGGUGCAGUCUCAGGCACUUUGCUUGUGAACAGAACCUGCUGUCCCGGCCAGAUGGCUCUGCUACUUUCCUGCAAGGUGAUACCUCUGUCCUGGCUGGUGUGUAUGGACCCGCAGAGGUAAAGGUCAGCAAAGAGAUCUUCAACAAAGCCACCCUCGAAGUGAUCCUGAGGCCGAAAAUCGGGUUGCCUGGUGUGGCUGAGAAGAGUCGAGAGCGACUAAUCCGAAACACAUGUGAAGCAGUGGUGCUAGGAGCCCUGCACCCCCGCACCUCUAUCACAGUGGUGCUACAGGUCAUCAGCGAUGCUGGCUCCCUCCUGGCUUGUUGCCUGAAUGUUGCCUGCAUGGCAUUGGUAGAUGCAGGUAUUCCCAUGCGGGCUCUCUUCUGUGGAGUCACCUGUGCUCUGGACUCAGAUGGGACACUGGUGUUGGAUCCCACAGCAAAGCAAGAAAAGGAAGCCCGGGCAGUCCUGACUUUUGCUCUUGACAGUGUGGACCGGAAGCUGCUGAUGUCUACCACCAAAGGGCUCUAUUCUGAUGCUGAGCUCCAGCAGUGCCUGGCUGCGGCCCAGACUGCCUCACAACACGUCUUCCGCUUCUACCGCGAGUCACUGCAGAGGCGCUAUUCCAAGAGCUGAAGCAAGCCAGGGCAGGGCACUGUGCCCACUGUCACCACCACCCACUGGCUCAGCCUGAAGCAAGCCAUCAGCCCAGCCUUACGUCUGUCCCCAUGUGCCCAGUCCCAAAGCUGCUGGGUCUCCUGGGAAGGGGGCUUAGGAACAGAACCUUGAUCCCUCACAUCCAUGGACCAGCAGGGCAUGAUCCCUGCCCCUCCAUAAAAACAACAUUAAAGGAAGCUCACCAGUAUUGAAGCAGUAA